CUAUGCGCGAUACACAUGCGCGCUUCAGGAUGACUCGAUCCGGUUGAUCAUCCUCAUCCUUUUGCAGUAUUGCGCAUGUCGACGCAGCACUUGUUAGUACAAAGUCAUGGACGAGACCAACUUUCAAGCUAAGCCCCAGCAACCUGGUCGCCUCCAGCAGACCCAAGGAAGUGCCACGCUAUGGAGCGUUAAUUCAGAGAUGGAGCAAAGAAAGGCUAGCUUAAAAGACUUUGCAAAAGCUUAUUGGACAUUUUCGCCGUUUCCAGGCCGCGCUGUGCUUGGGCGUUCAUCAGAAUCACCAGUGAGGCACAAUACUCCUGACAUCCCCAAUGAAUUGUUCUCUUUUGAAGGGUUGAACGGCCGUAGCACAGUUCUGGAUACUUAUUUUGAAAAGCCUUCUGGCUCGCCAGAGCCGUCCGCGCAUUGCCCCUGGUCUCCAGCAACUACUAUGUUCCAGGACCCGCUUGGCAAGCAUAGCGUCUCGACUUCAUCACCAAAGCUCGAAAAUACAUCCAGCGAGAAUGGGUACGAGUAUGUUAAACUGACGCGCAACAAAAAAGAGGAGAUCAGAGUGAAUAGUGACGGUGCGCUGCUGGGUGGGUGGAAAUUUAGAGUCCCCGUCUUCCCCAUCUUAUCCAGAAAUCAUGAGGACGCAGAUUGUUCUAAUCUAACUGUCGACGAUUUACGCUACACGCGAGAGCUAUACGCUGUGGCCUAUAGGUGCGCUAAGGUACUUGGUUAUAAAAACACAUUUGAAUUUCUCAGAAAGUAUCCCGCACUGUAUAGAAUUGUUGCGACUGCAGAGGAGAAGGAAGAUUUGAUCGAUAGGGGCAUUUUAAGACCAUUUCAUCGAUUGCGGCGUGUCCAUCUUGUUACUGCUAAAUCUGUGUUUAGAAUAUUUGGCCAUCGCAUCGUGAGACAUGGAAAUCCUGCAGAAGGUGGAUAUUGGAAGCCACCUGAUAGAACAGAGUCCAUUUCCAUGGGAUUCUCAAGUUCGACCUCCCUCUCAAGCGAAGAUGAGCAAUAUAAAAGGCCCAGAGUUCAAAGGACACGAAAUGUUCCCCAAACCUCAGUCGACUUUGGUGAAAAACUUACAGAACUAUCAGUUGACAAGGUCCCACCGGUUGCAUUGCCGUCAAACAGGCCAGAAGCAAUAAUACCACAAACUAGGCGAAACAUACCGUUUACCUCCCUCUCGGAUGAUUUUGAAGUCGUUCCGAGUCCAGCAGAGAUCUCGGCUAGAAAUCCGGCAUCGAUGGUUCAAUCUCAGCCAAGUAUGGAUGGUGCCUUUGCUACUGUUUUCCGUUCAGAUGACAGCCUGUCUGGGUGGGAAAGAGAAACAUUGUCAGCAGACCCAUCGUAUAAUAUUUCCGGAAUUCAAAGUCCCAGAGAAGACAGCGUCCAGGAUUUAGGUCUUUCCAUGUCAUCGUGCAGCAUCGCAAGUUACAGUAUCCACUCGUCAUCUGAAGAUGACGUCGAUACCUCCUUCGUAAAUCAGUUGCUAAGAGAAUAUUUAAAUGACGUUCUCAAACAGAUUACAUCAACCUGUCAUGGCUUUGCCCAUAUUCACAAUGCUAAGAUAAAUUCUGCACAUAAUGAACAGGGUGAUGAGCCAUCUAAUCCUUCACGUUCAUAUCACAAAAGCCAGUCAUGUCGAGGUCAGAAGCGAAGCCGUAGCGAGUACAAACAGACAGCAAAGACCGGAACAGGGUUUAACUCAGAAGAAAAUGAUGACGAUGAAAAUUCUGGCGAAGAUGACGAUUCUCGCAAGAGAUCGAAGGCUCCGAGGGCUUUAAUUCGAGAUCGAAUCCCAACACUCAAGCUCGCAUGCCCCUUUUACAAAAGGAAUCCGCAACGUUACCAGAAUUGUCGACCCUGUAGAGGUCCUGGCUGGGACACAGCACAUCGAGUGAAGGAGCAUAUCUACCGAAAGCAUGCUCUGCCAAUUCAUUGUCGCCGCUGCAACGCAAUCUUCGAUACCGAAACGAGUCUAACUGUAGGUCCUCUUGCAAGUUUUAUACACGUAGCUUUAUCGAACGUUUUAUUUUCUCGUCGUGCAGUUCGAAAUCGAUUACUGUCAUUUUUAAUCAAAAAUAAUCCGGCAUCCUAACAAGGGGCUAGGUGCACUCUAAACAGGAAAUUUCCUGCCUCCCAACAGUGGGGAUAGAGCUUGAAGGAUUCGAUAAAAAUCAAGAGAAGAUGCUUAAGGCUAAAAAGAAAUUGCCUCAUCUCUCCGAGGCCGAAAAAUGGAUCGAAAUUUUCAAGAUUCUCUUCCCGCAUGACGAUCCAGAUCAGAUCCCAUCACCUUAUUGUGAUCUCACGAGAUCUGAUUUCGAUCACUUGGAAAAAUUCAAGGACUACGUCAUCCAAGAGCUUCCUGAAAAAUUGCAAAGUAUCUUACAAUGUUCAGGUCCGGAUGGGGAUGGUCCUCUUAACAGAGAGGAUCCCCUGCAACGCAUUAGUACAAUCGUUCAGCAGGUCGCUGAGGAGGUGCUGCAGUCGUACAGUCUACGAAUGAAUGGGGCAAUUUCGGCCGUUCUUCAGAAGCAAAACAAGAGCAACGCCAGUGAUAAUACCACGAAAGAUUGGGAAGAUGAUUUCGCAUGCGACGGGAACAGCAGAACACGAGAUGUAUUGCCUGAAACCUUAGGAGAUAUUUUUGAUACCUCUGAUUCGUUCUACGAGGGGGAAUUCAAAACACAAAUGUUUGGGUGGUUCGAAAUUGAUACUGAUACUUUCCUCGACGGCUUUUCUAUGGCAAACACCCCUGAAAGCGGAAGUAUAAUAAACCACCCAGCACAAUCUUUGGAUUCCGCAGAAAUCCAUGGAGAAUUAACCGAGGACUUUUUGAGAACAAGACUGGCUAAGGGCAUAGCUCAAGAUCGUAUGUACGAGAAAGUCACUCGCGGAGGGCAUUUCCCCUUCCCUUCGCUACCCUUAAACAUAGGCGCAUAAGCUUGAGUAUUAUCAAUUAUGAAUGUUAGAGAUAAAUUGCAGAAUCUUUCUUGAACAG
Verruconis gallopava is the source of this 3013-nucleotide messenger RNA. RefSeq lists its product as hypothetical. NCBI's taxonomy places the organism in Eukaryota, Fungi, Ascomycota, Dothideomycetes, Venturiales, Sympoventuriaceae. The coding region runs from base 107 to 2110 and encodes 667 amino acids. The transcript is spliced from 4 exons. The record is from RefSeq and is a predicted model, not a curated record.